This is a messenger RNA of Spodoptera exigua (beet armyworm), 6651 nucleotides long. The record is from the annotation of a GenBank genome assembly. NCBI's taxonomy places the organism in Eukaryota, Metazoa, Arthropoda, Insecta, Lepidoptera, Noctuidae.
UACAUUAUUCAUCAUAAUGCUGUGAUCAAAUCAAAACUUGUAAAUAAAUAGGUAUCCUUAGAAAAAGUCCCGACUUUAAACAAGUCUCCGGAAGGUUCCGAAUUUAAUUCCAAUCUGUUCUAUUACCGUUUAUAAAGUUAAUAACAAUAACGAAAUGUUUUCAAAUCGCAAAAGACAAAAACUACAACAGAAACAGUGGUGGUGAUAAAAGUUUUUAUCUAAGUAAAGAUAAUUGAAAAUGCAGUGGCAAUGGGAAUUUAUGUGCGGUCCCCAGGGACUAAAGCCAUGGAACGACGUAACAAAAGACUUUGGACAAUGCUUCCAGGAUUUAUUUAUACAAAUACCAGUAUUCUUUAUUAUUGCUAUCAUAUCAGGUUUUUAUGUGGGAUAUAGAAAAGACUGGGUUGUGCGAGAAAAAGCUCAGGAAAGGGCAAUAGUAUUUCGAAGUUUUGUCGUAUUAGCUUUAGUUUUUAUCCCUAUUAUAGAGUUAUAUGUUCUUAUUACAACACCUAACUCUGUUUUGUAUCCUGUAAAUUACUUUACUGCUGGUGCAUCAUGCCUCGCGUGGCUGUUUCACUUCGGGUAUGUGUUGGCGUUAAAACACCGACUGGGACAGAGUGCCCGCGGACCCACUUCUCAGCUGUUAAUGUGGAGCUUAGCAGUUUUUGUGAAUGUGGUGGCAUUGCGGAGCAGUAUAAUAACCGGGGCCACUAUGAGUUUCAAUAUUGCUACAAUAUGCUGCCAUAUACUGUAUUUUAUGACACUGCUUCCAUCAAGUAAUUCGAGGCCCACAUUCUACUCACCAUGCCUGGUUGGUUCACAACAUACACAUAGUGAGUACACCCCCUUACUGCCACAUAUGGAUGAAGGUAUACUGGGGACUGCUAUGCAAGGAGCUGGAUUUUUAUCAAGGCUAACAUUCUCAUGGGUAGAUCCACUACUGCAGAAAGGGUUAGAAAAUAAACUUAAUGAUCCUGAGGAACUAUUUGAUGUACCAGCCAAAUAUUGUUGUUCUUAUGUGGGAGCUCGGAUGGACAGGGCACUCAUUGGAAAUGUGGACAACUACCAGCAGUAUGAGGAAGUACCACAUGAGCCUUUCAUAGGAUCCGCAGGAUAUGGUGCAACAGGAGAAACAGCGCCACAAGCAUCUACCCCGGUAACGCCUACAACACGAGUUCUAGUCCGUUCUCCGCGCCGCCAGAAUGUAACACUUCUGCGUGCUUUGCAUUCAUGUUUUGGCAUACAGUUCUACAGUAUUGGUAUACUCAAAUUAAUUUCCGACAUGGCAGGAUUUGCUGGGCCAAUCCUUCUUAACAAUCUUAUAAAAUUUGUUGAAGAUGAAAGUAUUGAUCAACAUUUAGGCUAUGUGUAUGCUGGAUCUCUCCUUGGGGCUACCCUAAUAUCUGCCCUGUUUAAUGUGCACUUUAACUGGUUUAUGUCUGUUGUGGGCCUAAAGAUGCGCGGAGCUAUCGUGGCUACUAUCCUGAGGAAGACACUCAGUGUCACUUCCACAGAAUUGAAUAAUGUGUUCUCUAUUGGUGAGAUCACCAAUUUCAUGUCAACUGAUACAGACAGAAUUGUGAAUUCAUGUCCAAGUUUUCAUGCAUUGUGGAGUAUACCAUUACAGCUAUUCAUAACAUUAUUCCUUCUAUACCAACAAGUGGGAAUAUCUUUCCUUGCUGGAGUGGCAUUCUCUGUUAUUCUGAUACCGAUCAAUAAAAUGAUUGCCAAUAAAAUUGGCCAACUCAGUACGGAAUUGAUGAAACACAAGGACUCACGUGUCAGUUUAAUCAGUGACUUGCUGAAAGGUAUAAGGACGGUAAAAGUUCACGUUUGGGAGGACUACUUCAUAAAUAGAGUUUCAGAGGCACGAAGUCAAGAACUGCGAUAUUUGCGUGGUCGUAAGUAUUUGGACGCGAUAUGUGUGGUCCUAUGGGCCACUACGCCAGUACUCGUAGCCGCCUUCACAUUAGGAACGCACUCGCUUAGAGGACUUCCUCUUGAUGCUCCCACAGUUUUCACUACAGUAGCGCUAAUUAACAUGUUAAUAGCGCCACUGAAUGCCUUCCCAUGGGUGUUGAAUGGGCUGACAGAAGCCUGGGUGUCUAUAAAACGUAUACAAAAGUUGCUGGACCUUCCAGAUAUGGACGCGGAACUUUACUAUGACCGUCUCAAUAAGAACCACGAUGAAGAUAAAGUAAUUAUAUUUAAGAACGCGACAUUCUCGUGGGCUAAGCCGUCAAAGAGAAAGAAACCACCAAAGAAAUCUAAGAAAAAUAAGGGGAAAUCAAAAAAGAGACUGUCGAGAGGUAACAUUCAGAGGCGAGAUUCAACAUCUUCAUCAGAACAGUUGAUCCAAGAUGAGCCUUUCAUGUUAAAAGAUAUCUCAUUAGAAAUCGGUAACGAAGAGUUGAUCGGUGUGACUGGACCCGUCGGCAGCGGGAAGACCUCACUACUACAUGCUAUUAUUGGUGAUAUGAUUAAGAAAAGUGGCUACUUACAAAUACCUGAAAAUCUUACCAGUUUUGGAUAUGUUUCUCAAAAACCCUGGUUGAUACGUGGUACAAUCCGCGAUAAUAUACUAUUCGGCAAGCCGUAUGAAGAAGCUAAGUUCCGGAAUGUAGUUGAUGCAUGUGCUCUUACAGAGGACUUAAACAUAAUCGGAUGGAAUGCGUACGUGGGAGAAGGUGGUUGUACGUUGAGCGGCGGACAACGGGCGCGCAUUGCACUGGCGCGUGCAGUGUACCAGGAUAAGCAAGUGUACCUGCUGGACGACGUGCUGGCGGGCGUGGACGGGGCGGUGGCGGCGCACAUAAUGCAGCGCUGCAUACUGGGCCUGCUGCGACACACCACGCGCGUCUUCGUCGCGCACUCGCCGCGACAUCUCGCGCGCUCCUCCUACAUGCUGCUCAUGGAGGACGGACGCAUACUGCGACAGGGUCCUCCUGAAACUGUAUUAAAUGACAUCGAAGAGUUUAUGCCGAGUGAGACAGAAUCGCUAGGAGAAGAGCCGCCACGUGCACCAGAACCCGCCCAGGACAAUAAUGACACCAUCAGUAGAAACAGUUUGGAUGACGAGGAAUCGAUGUCACAGGGCACUGUUGGUUGGUGGGUCAUUGGCAUGUACCUACGGUCGGUCGGAGUAUUCCUCUCGAUCAGUAUCAUACUUUCUUUAGUACUCAUGCAACUAUCACAAAACUUCACCUUCCUUUGGCUCACGUAUUGGGUUAAAAACAAAACUAAAAACUCAACGUCACUUGAAGAACCGGAAUUUAUAGAACACCCAACAGAGAAAACAAACAUUCUGGAUCAUGGAGUCUUAGCUAUCGACAACGUUAUACAUACUAUUAUAAAUGCAACAAAAAAUCUUCUAGAAAACAAAAACGUUGAAAGUACUUCUCAAGGCCCACAGAUACAAUUGCUACAAGACUUAAAAGCAAAUGUGACGCCAACAUACACGGAUAAUUUUUACUUCGAAGUGUAUUUUGGAUUGGCGGCACUGAAUUUAGUGUUUACGAUCAUGCGAGCUUUCCUGUUUGCUUAUGGCGGCGUCAAAGCGGCAACAAGAAUUCACAAAGUUUUACUUAAAGUCAUCAUCAAAGCCAAAGUUAAAUUCUUCGAUAUAACGCCUCUGGGGCGCAUCGUAAACAGAUUUUCAUCAGAUACUUACACAGUAGAUGACUCUCUGCCGUUUAUACUAAACAUUUUGCUUGCUCAAACAUUCUCAUUAAUUGGCGCGGUGGCGGUGACGCUGUACGGUCUGCCGUGGCUGGUGGCGGGCGUGGUGCCGCUGUCGUUCGUGUACUACCGCCUGCAGCGCCGGUACCGCGUCACCUCGCGACAACUCAAGCGCCUGCAGAGCGUCACUCUCUCGCCUGUCUACACGCACUUCAGUGACACGCUAGACGGUCAGGAGACAGUGCGUGCGCUGGGCGCGGGCGGGGCGUGGAUGUCGCGCGGCGCGGAGCUGGUGGAGGCGUGGCAGCGCGCGGCGCUGGGCGCGGCGGCCGCGGCGCAGUGGCUGGCGCUGCGUCUGCAGGCCGCCGCCGCCGCCGUCGUCGCCGCCGCCGCGCUGCUCGCCGUACUGCAGCGGACCAUGCACGCCGCCGACCCAGGUCUCAUUGGUCUCGCCAUUUCCUACGCGUUGUCGAUGACAUCAAUGCUAAGUAACCUGCUGAACUCUUUCACGGAAACUGAGAGGGAAAUGAUAGCUGUGGAGCGUGUCGGCGAGUACAUCAAGACGGUGGAAAGUGAACAAGUUGACGGUGACCCACCUCCAUACGGCUGGCCUUCUCAAGGCGUCAUAGAAUUUGAAGAUGUUUUCCUGAAAUAUAGCGGUCGUGAGAAUGGUGUGAUGGCUUUGAAUGGCGUCUCAUUCUCGACUCAUCCGGGCGAGAAGCUCGGCGUGGUCGGUCGCACGGGAGCCGGCAAGAGCUCUCUCCUCACAGCCCUACUUCGACUGGCGCCGCUCGCUCGAGGGCGUAUUCUUAUUGAUGGAGUCGACAUCUCUAAACUGCAUUUACACUCACUCAGGUCGCGUAUAGGCGUGAUCCCGCAGGAGCCGUUCAUAUUCUCGGGCAGCGUACGUGAGAACGUGGACCCGCUGGGGCAGUACCUGGACGGCGAGGUGUGGCGCGCGCUGGACGCGUGCGGCGCGCGCCCGCUCGUCGACGCGCGCGCCGGACUGCGCGCGCCCGCCGCACACGCCACGCUCUCCCGCGGACACGCGCAGCUACUCUGCGUCGUCAGGGCCUUACUGCACCGACCUAAGAUACUGCUAGUCGACGAGGCGACAGCGAACCUGGAUAAUGAAGCGGAGCGGCAGAUCGUGGACGCCAUCCGCUGCUCGUUCGGCGGCAGCACCGUGUUGCAGGUGGCGCACCGGCCGGCCGGCGUGCUGCACGCCGCGCGCGUCCUCGUACUGGCAGCUGGUCGCGCCGUCGACAUCCGCGCGCCCGACCUCGCGCUCGCUGACCACUCCUCCCAUCUCUACCAACUCGUCUACGGAUCCUAGACUCACACACGACUCCUAACACGAUAUUACGACAUGAAGCAACGAGCAUCUACCAGAUUAUAUUUUGCCCAGUUGCUCUAGUAAGACUGAAUGGCCAUCCAAAAGAGAAAUGUACAAGGGUGAAUGCAUUUAUACACCAAAAUAUUAAAUAUUUGUCUUUAACUGUUACAUUGGUUUGUGCUUUAUCAUCGAUAUCAAACUUGUAGUAAAAUGCCGUAUGAAAGUUGUUUACUAGAAUCAAAAGUAUCUUAACUAAUGUUAUUUUGUUUCCCAUGUGACAAAAUGCAAAAUUUGAAGUAUUUAUAAUAAUCGCAAAUGUUUUUUUUUAUAUCCAUGUAUGCUUCUCUAAAAACUUAUACCUAAAAUUGGAUCAAUCAAUGUAAUUCCUAAGUUUAUGUGUAUAUAAUAAGUACUACAAUAGAAAAAAUGCUAUUUCUUAUGAACUUCUUGAGUAUAAUUGACAUAAAGUUAUGAGAAUGUUUUGACUGAUGAAAAAGGUUAGUCAUAUUGAUUGCUGUGCCGACAUUUCUUUUUAUUUUCUAUAAAGUAUUCAUUUUGUUUUAGGUAGGUAAGAUAAAAUAAUUAUUUUUAUAAUUAAUUAAUGCAUGACUAAAGGUAGACUGAACUUAUUUGUCAAAGUUAGAUCAAAAUGUCAAUAAAAAUUAUAGAUUUGUUAUUUGUAUGAUUGAAAUGUAGACUUUUGAUUUAAAUUAAAAUAAAAUGUAUAUUUGAAACAUAAAUUUGUAAGUAGCAAUAUCUGUUCCUCGGCAGUGUGUGGUCACGUCACGUUACUCUACAGACGACACGAUUUUUCAAAUUGGCUGCAAGUAAAUUUUAAAUUGCGGGAGCAGCGCCGGCCCAAAGUAAAUCUUACAAUGAAGCGACAUCCAAUUAUUGCGGCUGCUCUAUUUGCUCCCAUUAUACACAUAUACAUACCAAUUCUGGGUGCGUAGUAAGUACAAAACGCGAAUAUCUCGACCAUAUAUUGACGUGACCAAUUGAAAAUUAGGCGCAACGGCGCAAUACCGUCUACGGUCGAAUAUGAUCUUAGAAGUAAUAGAAUAGCGAUACCUUGUAAAAUCCUACUCUCGGAUAGCAGAUCGCGAAACUCUGAAUUUGAAGCUCGGCCGGAGUGAUACCUGUGCCUCAUAUAAGAAUACCGGCGUGAAAUAUCCACUUCGUUCUGUAUUGUCGUGAACGUGAGGUUACCUGCAGUCAAUAAAGCUCACUUCUAACUUAUCUGAUGUUGCAGUUAUCCACGGGCGGCGCCGAUGGCUUAUAAUUAAACUCAUAUAAUAUAGUAAAUAUUUCUGCGAACAAUUAAUUAAAAUAAAUUGUGGCUAGUGAUCUUCCGAGACAGACUACAAGCAGUCACAUCCAUUCCGCUCUCCCCAUAUCUUAUUAUAUAGGUAAGGCUGUAAAAAAAUAGAACUAUAUUCGCAAACAGUCAUAAGUCGUUUUUGUGAUAUCGUACUAAUAAUUAUGGUUUAUCCAAAAAAGUUGUUUUUAGAUUUAGAUGAAUAAUUUAUGUAUAGUAAAAUUGUUCUCGUUCUUUUUUUAGCAGUCAUACUAUAUUAUUUCGUGUAUAAUUUUCAAGUAUAUUAAGUAUUAAAUGAUUUUUAAAUAAAAUGGAAUUG